This is a messenger RNA of Microdochium trichocladiopsis, 607 nucleotides long. RefSeq lists its product as uncharacterized. The record is from RefSeq and is a predicted model, not a curated record. NCBI's taxonomy places the organism in Eukaryota, Fungi, Ascomycota, Sordariomycetes, Xylariales, Microdochiaceae. Bases 112 to 483 code for a protein of 123 amino acids. The transcript has a single exon.
AUAUCCACUCUCCUUGGAAAAGAAAUAACGCCAAAGAAAAAAAACGGGCAUCAAUCCAGAAUCUGCAUGCCCAUCUGUGCUCUUUGAGAUUUUCCUGACCAAUGGUUGCUUAUGCUUGGGAAAUCUGUUGUUGCUCCUCGUCGGUGUGUUUGCGCGUCAUGGUUGGGCACAUGUGUAGCUGCUUGCGUGUGGAUGCCAUGCAGUCUGCCUUCGUGCGUGGUGCUGUGUUUAUCCCACUGCAAACGAGGCAAGGCGUCGAGGUUGGGUCUCUGUGAUUGUUCCUCUGGUAGAGGCGGUCCUGAGACUGAAGAGGGUGUCCUGCAUGCACGCAUACAGGAUCCAUGCUGUAGCACUGCUAACAGCGCUUCUUUCGUUUCUAUUCGCAUCCGCAGGUGCCGCUGGUGGGAAAUGGUGCCUUCCCCCUCUUGGAAUCACGGAUCGCACGUGGCUGCCCGUGAAGCGAACGAGGACGAUGCAUUGUAAUCAUACAUAUGGUGAUUGCCGGGGGCGCGUGAUCAUCCAUUCCCAAGCCGGCUUGGGUACUGGGCGACAAUCGGCUGUGCACGUACAAAUUAGUCAAAUGUCGGAAAUGAAGCAGCAACACGUA